CCUGACUUUCCUUUUCUUCCCGCAUGAGUCUUCGGUGUUUCUUUAGCUGUCAAACAAACAGAACAUCAAACGGAAAUGAGUUCUCCUCAUCCUUCUCUGGUUCGUUUAAACAUCGGUGGGAAGAAAUUUAGCACAACUAUUGACACCUUAACUCAAAGAGAGCCGGAUUCAAUGCUUGCAGCAAUGUUUAGUGGUCGCCACACGUUGUCUCAGGACUCUGAAAAGGGGCCUGUGUUUGUUGAUAGAGAUGGUAAACAUUUUCGGCAUAUUUUAAACUGGUUGAGGGAUGGUGCUAUUCCAGUACUUAAAGACUCGGAGUUUUUGGAACUUUUACGAGAGGCAGAAUAUUAUCAGCUACUUGGUUUGGUUGAGGGGAUCAAUAAGGUAUCGAGCUGGAGAAGGGAUGAAGAUGAUCCAAAAGAGAAUUUGAAAGCUGAAUUGACUCGCACAGAUAUCAUUAAAUGCAUUCAGUCAGAAAAAGUCAGAUUUCGAGGAUUGAAUCUAUCAGGGCUUGAUCUAUCUAAACUGGAUCUGUCAUACGUGGACUUCAGCUACGCAUGCCUUAAGAAUGUGUUCUUCUCACGUGCAAACCUUCAAUGUGCAAAAUUCCGGGAUGUGGAUGCUGGUGGUUCCAUAUUCCACAAUGCAAAUCUACGUGAGCAAGGAAGGUGUGAAUUCACUGGUGCAAAUCUACAGGGAGCAUUAUUAGCUGGAGCUAAUCUGCGAAGUGCAAAUUUGCAAGAUGCAUGCUUGAUAGAGUGUAGCUUUUGUGGAGCAGAUCUCCGCACCGCACAUUUGCAGACUGCUGAUCUCACUAAUGCUAAUUUGGAAGGAGCUAAUCUGGAAGGGGCUAAUUUAAAGGGGGCGGUGUUAAGUGGUGCUAAUCUGCAGGGUGCAAACCUUCAAAGAGCCUACCUAAGACAUGUCGACUUACGUGAUACGCACUUGGUCAGCGCAAAGCUGGAUGGUGCAAAUUUGCUUGGAGCUAUCAGAUGAUUUAUAUUUCUCAGGGAACCAUGGAGGAGGAUAUGUUAGAGGUUAAUAGCUGGUGAAGUCAUGCCAAACAUUUUAGGGGCCUCUAGGUGAAGUAGGAUAUAGGUGCCCCUUUUUAUCUAUGCAAAUAUAUGAGCCUAAUAUAUACUCCCUCCGUCCCACCAUUAAGUGAACUAUUUGGUUUUUAAUUUUGUCCCAUCAUUAAGUGACCUAUAUCACUAAACAAGGAGAUAUUUCUAAAAUUACCCUUUUAAUUGAUUAUAAGAAAUAUAAGAAAUAUGCAUAAUUUGAUAGGCA
Messenger RNA from Papaver somniferum (opium poppy), 1290 nucleotides. RefSeq names its product FH protein interacting protein FIP2-like. Bases 76 to 996 code for a protein of 306 amino acids. Gene Ontology annotation, molecular function: protein binding. NCBI's taxonomy places the organism in Eukaryota, Viridiplantae, Streptophyta, Magnoliopsida, Ranunculales, Papaveraceae. The transcript has 11 exons. Gene Ontology annotation, biological process: protein homooligomerization. The record is from RefSeq and is a predicted model, not a curated record.